AUGGUGGAACACAGCGGCCUGGAUAUUAUGUGCCUAAACAAGUAUUGUCACAGCUCCUCCUCGUCUUCCAGCUCUGAGCAAGAAAAGAAGAUUUUCACCAAACUAAAGCUCAGUUUGUCAGGGGACUACCCGAGGAAGAACGCAGAGAUCCUCAGCGGGCAGUACGGGGCCAAUUUGCUGCUUAUCGGUGCGGCGUUGAUGCUGGCCAUCGCGAACCAUGGCCCCUCUGUCCAGGAAGAGCACUUGCUGUCCUUUGUCACCGGCCUCAUGAUCCUCCAGCUGAUUUGGAUGAUGUGGUACAUCCUGGUGAGAGACAGACGGAAGAACACGCGGACUGAGAGAGAUGUCCAUGCCACCACAUGCUGGAUAAGAGGUGGUUUGACUCUACUUGCACUGCUUUCACUGAUCAUGGACGCCUUCCGAAUCGGGUAUUAUGUUGGCUAUCAGUCUUGUGUGUCGGCUGUGCUCGGGGUAUAUCCUGUCAUCCAUGCAACUCACACCAUAGCACAGGUGUAUUUUCUCUGGUUUCACAUCAAGGACGUCAUCAAGAGUUUUGAAACAUUUGAGAGAUUUGGUGUGAUCCAUGCAGUCUUUACCAACCUCCUCCUGUGGAGCAACGGUGUGAUGUCAGAGGCUGAGCACUUCUUGAACAACCAUAUGAGAAGACUCUCUGCCCUGGGUUACAGAAACCUCACUAUAGAUCACUCGGAGCCGUCCUGUAACUGCACCACCAGCACUUGCUCCAUGUUCUCCAGCACCCUCAGCUAUCUCUAUCCCUUCAACAUCGAGUAUCACAUCUUUGUCUCCGCCAUGCUCUUUGUCAUGUGGAAGAACAUUGGACGGACCAUUGAUCUCUCCUCAAACCAGAAAAGGCUGACUACAAAAACCCAGGGCUUGACCUUAGGCCCCAUUCUGGGUCUACUUGCCCUGGCCAGUACCAUCGGGAUCCUGGUUGUUUACAUCACCAACGUGGAGCAAUCCCUCCAAACACGUCAGUCAGCCAUUUCUAUGUUUUACAUUUAUGGCAUAGUCAUGCUCGUGUUCAUGUGCUCUGCCGGUGCUUCAGGUCUGCUCAUAUACCGAGCGGACCACAUGCCGUUGGACACCUCAAAGAACCCGUCCAGACAGCUGGAUACAGAGCUGCUGUUUGGAUCCUCUGUUGGCUCCUGGCUUAUGUCCUGGUGCAGCAUAGUGGCUGUUGUGGGAACAAACAGCACCCCUCCUUACCGCUGGACCAACCUCAUCUACUCUCUGCUCAUUGUGUUGGAGAAGUAUGUCCAGAACCUCUUCAUCAUAGAGUCUCUUUACCGUCAGCAGGAGGGUGGAAAGCGGGAGGACCCAGAAUUACCGGCUUCUCCCAAAAUUUUCUCAGUGACUUCUUCUUUGGCCCCACCAUACAAUGGAAUCAUCAAUCGAGCCUAUGAGACUCCUGACAGGACCUGUGUCACCAUGGAAAAUGAGCACGAAGAGAACGGACAGGUGUACGGCGGUCCAAGGAAACCUUCUGAGGUGCCCCUGCCUGUGGGAAACAAAAUAGUGGAAGCCCCGAAUAUUAAAAGGCAAAUCCUGAAGAACAUCGCCGUCUUUCUGAUAAUGUGCAACAUUUCGCUGUGGAUCCUUCCCGCCUUUGGCUGCCGGCCACAGUACGACAACGGGCUGGAACAGGAGACCUACGGCUUCAGCAUAUGGACCACAGUUCUCAAUUUUGCCGUUCCUCUGAACCUUUUCUACCGCAUGCAUGCUGUUGCUUCCCUAUUUGAGGUGUUCCGCCGGGUCUGA
Scomber japonicus (chub mackerel) is the source of this 1779-nucleotide messenger RNA. It is a transcript of the gene otop1, whose product is annotated as otopetrin 1. The transcript has 6 exons. Gene Ontology annotation, cellular component: membrane. Gene Ontology annotation, biological process: proton transmembrane transport; inner ear morphogenesis. Lineage: Eukaryota; Metazoa; Chordata; Actinopteri; Scombriformes; Scombridae. Bases 1 to 1779 code for a protein of 592 amino acids. The record is from RefSeq and is a predicted model, not a curated record. Gene Ontology annotation, molecular function: proton channel activity.